AUGAAGAGUAACGGCACAUCGCGGAUCGACCUCAAUGAAGGCAUCUCCAAGUAAGUCGCUUUCACUCUUAUUGGCUUCUUCUGUGGUGUGUUUGACCCCUAAUCCUUUGCUUCUGAACCCACCCUCUCUUUUCUAACGCUUAUAAAACUUCAAAAGACAUGUCGAUAACAAAGGGCCGAGGGGGAAUUGUACUGGCCAGUCUUUCAAUUUAUAAUCAGCUUUGAUCGCCACGGACUGAUUUUCGCAAGUAUUCUGCAUUCUCUGUCAUCGCUGCAGUACCCUCACUCUUUGCUCGGAGUAAAUUAGAGAAACCUAAUUCGUAGGCGGUUGUUUGGGGUUUGCGCGGGAUUACAAAAGAGCGGACGGGUGCAGAAAGGGAGAAACUGUGGCUUGCCGUGCUUUCGCAAGAGAGGGAUCAUGAUAACCUAGUUGGAAUUACAGAACAAAAAGUUUUGAUUCAUCGAGGCGAAGGUACUUUUGCGAAAAGAAGAGGGAUCAAUAGCCAGCUCCUGAGGGACACCCUAUAGGCAGUCAAGUAGUUUCGCGAAAGCAAUCAUGCAGUGAAGAGGAAUCAAUCCCCUGCCAGUCGUUUCAUAAUUAAUAGAUCUGGAAAAUAAAUGCUGAUUUGAAUACUAAUUAGUAGGGCAGAGCUUCCGGAAACUUCUCCACGCGAUCGGUAAGGAACCCCAUCCUAAAUUGACAGUCGUAAACUGCGUAGGGUUCCAUUAUGAAUCAUAAUUUUUGAAUGAGAAUCCGUCAGUUUUCACAGAGGUCAUCGAAUUUAAGAUAUGAAUAGUACUUUGUAAAUGUAUAUGAGCAGGACCAAAAAAUUCGUGUAUAAAGAGCAGGACCAAAAAAUGCGUAAUCGCUCCCCUAACUUCAGGUAUUACGCUAAACCCAAGGUCGAUAAGAAUUUUUUGAAAAGCGUUUCCAUUAGCUGUUAUCAGAGGCCACUCGGACGCCACCUCAUCAAAGAUUUCGCUCUUAUUCUGCCUGCAUGACAUGUAUUUUAUAAUUUUAAAUUGCCCAUCAGAAUUUCUUAGCGUCUAUAGGUCAUAGCGCAACAGUUCUUUCUUCCAAUAUUUUUGUUUUUAUCCCGUUGUUUUUGGUCAGCUUAUAUUUUUCAGUGGAUUUGCACCCGGGAGAAGUCCUCAAGGUGGGCCUUCCUACUACUACAGCUCUCAGCCAACACUGGUGCAUGCCUCAAACAGAUCUUUAAAUCAACCUCCUCCACCAGUGAUACAGCCUGUUCAUCAUACAGCUUCAGCGGCCUCCAGUCCGGCUCAACCUGUGUCGCAUACAUAUCGAACAGUAACCACCACAAAAGUGGAUCCCCCACAUCGAUCCGGCACAUUGCCGGCAAACCCGAUAACAAGGAGAACACCAUCUCUUCCAGCGCAAGGAAUGGAGCCGCCUUCGUAUUAUGUCGAACAUCUCGCCUCGUUUGCCGUAGGGCGCGAACACGGGCUUGUCAGCACAACCGAUGGAAUCAAGAAACUCAAAGAAAUGGAACAGAAAAGUGCUGUCUUUGCACAGCCUAUGAUCUUGAAGUUGUAUCCUGACAGGAUUAGUGUGGAAGAAGAAAACGGCGAAGUAGUUGAGCAGUUCAACAUGGAGCUUGUCACAGAACCAACAGCGCAUCAAUCAAAUGACCCUCAUGACGUCUUCAAUAACGUUAUUCUGUUCACAGUUAAAGAAGACACUAGGAAUGGAAGACGGUCGUUUGUACCCACAGAAAUGCACAUCUUUCAGGUUAGCUUUAAUAACGCGCCUUUUCACUAUUCAUGAAUUUAACUUUAGUGUGUCCGAGUGUCGGCACAAGAUUUGGCAAGCGAUAUUUAUCAAUACAUGAGAAAAAAUUACCACAAAGUAAGAGGUGGUAGAAGAGGGGGUGAGUAUGGCCACACGAUACCUCCUCCAGCACCGUCGAGUUACUACGACGGACAUACUUCAAGAAGAGAUUAUCGAGACGAAGCGGGUGGUGGAGGGAGCGAUUACUUUGAGGUGGAUGUAGUAAGUAGAUCACAAAAAGCCGCCAAAACGAUUAUUUAGAACACGUUGAACAAGUGCUUUGAUGACAUUGAAAGAUUUGUGGCCCGAAUCCAGUCAGCUGCCAUUGCGCAACGAGAAUUAGAGUUAUACAAUCAUCGAUUUAGAAGUAAUCAAAGGAAACAUAGAGCGCACGACGCCGCCCUUGCAGCACAGCAUGGAAUAUUACAAAUGAGAGCUCAAUUACCAACUUAUCAAGAAUUUUACGACGUUUUCCAAAAAUUCAAGCUCAGUUUUAAUUUACUUGUAAGUAAUUGAUCGAAUUAUUAUAACUGCUUCAGGCCAAACUGAAAAACCAUAUCAGGGAGCCCAAUGCGCCCGAGUUGUUACAUUUCCUUUUCACUCCCCUGACUGUCAUUCUCGAUGCAUGUCAUUGGGGAUUAAACCGCAACGUCGCCCAAGAAGUGAUCAGCCCCUUACUAACAUACGACGCGUGCGACUUGUUAAGAAAUUGUCUGAUAUCUAAGGAGCAAGAAGUCUGGGCAGCGCUUGGGAAAGCAUGGAGAACACCUCCGUAAGUGGAAAAGAGUAUGAAUAUCAACCUUCCUGAUUUCAGAGAAGACUGGACGGGGCCUCCUGUCCCUCCGUUCCGCCCGAUAUUCAACACUCCUAACUUUUUUGGAACCUUCGAACCCCCGUCUAGGUAUACUGGAGCACCUAAUGCAAUCCACAGAGGAGCUUCUGCGCCCCCACCACAGCAACACUUUGCCCCACCUUACAGGGGCCCGCCACAUCGAGAAAGAUCAGUUGACAAUGUAAGAAAACACUUAGAUGUAGUAAGUUGCUUUUUAGAUCGACCUCGAAAAAGUUAAUUUGGAGAAAGAACGACUGGAAUUUGAAAGGAUGAAGGUUAGAGAAAGAGAAGCCAGACUGCAAGAAGAGGAAAGGAGAUUAAAGUAAGUAUACCAAAGUGCAAAACUGUUCCAUCGAUCUUAAUAAUAUAAGGAUGGUGACAUACAAAUUACAUCGGGUUUCGUGGCCAGAAACCGCUAUUUUUUGCCUGUUAGGCUUCUAGAAAAGAAGCAGAGAAAAAAAGAAAAAAAUCUUCGCGCGGAGAGAGCAGAAAUUUGCGCACUAUUGCGCAAUGUUACGCAAUUUGAGAGAAGAAUUACGCAUUUCUUGACUAGAAGCCUAACAGACAAGAAAUGGCGGUUUCUGGCCACGAAACUUGUAUGUCAAUUCUGUGUUUUCAGACAAGAACAAGCACGACUGGAAGCAGAAAGGCGCUUGCUGCAUAAAGAAGCUGAAAAGCAGUCUAUGGCAGGUUCGGAUAGGCCCGACUUUUACCGAAGAGACGAGUAAGCAUACACAAUAGUCAGGCCGAUUAAUAACGCUUCCAGAUAUUCUUCUCAUUCGCCGCGAGCAGAUAGACGCACUGCCAGUGUCCAGCAAUUAAAUGGUCAUACAAGUCCAGCUUCUCCCCGGCCAAAUAUCCCAAUUCCAAUACCAGAUCAGAGCCCGAGACAGAAAGCUUAUUUGGAUGGCUUAAUCCAAAGGAGAGCGAAGGUGGUACAAGUGACGUACGACCGAGUAGCACAGAAUGCUAAGGAACUUACAGUUGACCGUGGAGAAUACCUUCAGGUAAUUUUACCAGAAAUAUUCACAUACGGUCCUAAUUACAGGUUUUGAAUGAUACAAAGAAUUGGUGGGAGUGUAAGAAUGCGAGCGAUAAGGUUGGAUACGUCCCUCAUACCAUCCUGGCAUUGGUAACAGUCGACGAAACCGAGGUAAGAAAGAGGUCUUAAGGAAGAUUAAACUCGAUUAAGGAUCGAAUCCAAGGUCUCCCUCAACACAAUCCUUCUGCACUUCAACCUGGAUCUGCCAUAAGUCCUAGACCAGGUAUGAUGAUAUCGGAAGAUACUCCCGAAUAUAUAAAACAACGCCAAGGAAAGCGCGGAGAAUUCCGUUACUUCUGACAUGCCCGUUUCCCCCGAAUUUCCCGUGGCUUCAUCCACUGCCAAAUAACCGGGUGUAUUUAUACUUUGUUUAAAUUAUCCGUCCUUGUCAUUUAUCCUGUUCCAUUUGCUCACUUGAAUUUAUCCUUGUCUGACCGCUUACUUCCUCUCGGGGGUAGCGAUUACAGAUAAACGCUCAAAGAUUUAUGAAUCUACGCUAAGAUUUCUAUUAUAUCCCUUGCAUGUAAGCUAUUUCGGUAUUCAUUCUCAAGUAUCCAUUGUGCCAGUCCAUUUUAACUUGGUGGUCGACUCUCGACGACUCUUUGCCUCAUAAUUGCCCUUGUGUUUUCCCUAUGUGAUAUGUGAAAACGGUAAAACAAUGAUUCAACUGUCCUGGUCGUUUCGAGUAAUAUCCCAAAUGAUGUUGUAGGUUAUCAAAUGAGUGAGCCUUCGUCCAUUCGGUCGUAUGACCAUUCGUUACUUGAUCGCUUACACUCAGUAAAACUAAGGCCAAUAUUAGUAAGUCAUCACACCUGAAUUCACACAUUAAAGGACGAACUAACGCCUUCUGAACCCGGUAGCUUCGAUGGCAGGCCGUCACAAAGACUACCAAAAUUAAUAAUGGAAGAACAAAGUAAGCCGAAUAAUACGAAUAGCGUCCUAUUACAGAAUACGUCCCUGAAAUGGUGGCAACAAUCAAGAGCAAUGCUCCCAUCAUUGGAUUACGGAGAGCUUCUUCAAUUAGAGGCCCCCAAUUAACACCAAACAGUGCGAUAAGUGAAGUGCAAUCGUGGUUAACGGCUAAAGACUUUAGCGAUUAUACCAAAAAGGUUCUCAGUAAAUGUCAGGGGUUACAUCUUUUCCAAUUGACAAAAGAAUUACUUUUUAAAUACUGCGGAGAAGAAGGAAAUCGUCUAUUCAGUCUUAUUCUUGCCCAGAAAAAAAGGUGUAACGUAAGAAAACUCAGACAUCUUAUCAAUUACAUUUUAGUAUAAAAGUACAAGAGGAGACCAACUUAAAGCAUUGCUAGAGAUGAGAAAAGAACAUGUCGACGAGAACAACGAAGCCGAAAUGGAACCUAAUUUAGAUCCGCCGGAGAUUUUGGACGAGAAUGGAAACAACAUAAACAAGCAGAACAACACACUUACUCCACGAGAAGCCCAUAAGUCAUAUCCGCAUCGUAUCGUCCCUAUCAAUCCGUAUAAAGACAUCCCGCCUGAAAAUCGGGCCGUCGAGUUUCUACGAGACAAUUCGCACACUGUCCGUGCAUAUCAUUAA
Messenger RNA from Bursaphelenchus xylophilus (pine wood nematode), 5222 nucleotides. The record is from the annotation of a GenBank genome assembly. NCBI's taxonomy places the organism in Eukaryota, Metazoa, Nematoda, Chromadorea, Rhabditida, Aphelenchoididae.